Coccomyxa subellipsoidea C-169 is the source of this 903-nucleotide messenger RNA. RefSeq lists its product as hypothetical. Gene Ontology annotation, cellular component: RNA polymerase transcription factor SL1 complex; RNA polymerase I core factor complex. The transcript has 6 exons. The record is from RefSeq and is a predicted model, not a curated record. Gene Ontology annotation, molecular function: RNA polymerase I core promoter sequence-specific DNA binding. Lineage: Eukaryota; Viridiplantae; Chlorophyta; Trebouxiophyceae; Coccomyxaceae. Gene Ontology annotation, biological process: RNA polymerase I preinitiation complex assembly; nucleolar large rRNA transcription by RNA polymerase I. The coding region runs from base 1 to 903 and encodes 300 amino acids.
AUGCUGUGGUACUGUCGGUGCCUGCAACAUGCUCUGCAGGCGCUCAAUCCGGAUGCAGUGCUGGCAGUAUCAUUCCUGGGCUGCUGGUAUUUGAGGGAAGCAGUGACUCCCAUGGACAUCCUGCGCUGGGCCAGCGAUGGCCGCCUGCCCGUCCUCAGCCUGCCACCCCUCUCUGCAAAGCUCCUGCAGUCUGCCCAGGAAGCUGAUUGCACCCUGCCUCCAGCUCUGCUGCACCCCACAGGUGUCAUGGGCGUGCAGGAGUUGGUGGCAAUGGCAGGGCAGAUUGGCAGCAGGCUGAAGCUGCGGCUGCCACCUGUCAACGCCGGUGCCCUGAUCCACAGAUAUGUGCAGGACCUGGCAUUGCCAGAGGAGAUGGCCCCUGUGGCGCUGCGGCUGUUUGACAUCUACCAGUCAGGCUCUCCCCAGGUGUGGCUGCAGGAUGAUGUGUUCCUGCACCCCUACGCCCACCUCAUGGCCAUCCUGCUCGUCACCCUCAAGCUGUGCUGCCAGCUGGACAUCCCAGGGGAAGCGACAGGGCAGAGCCCUGAUUGGCAGGCAUGGGCCAGAGCUGUAGUGCAGCAGUCGCCCGGGCCCCAUGCAUACCCUGCCACAGCUCUACAGGCGGCAGCAAUGAGCGAUAAGGGAUUUUCAACGUACAUGGAUUACCUGCGUUCAAAUGUGUUUAGGGACACGAGCAUUCCUGAGGGCCUCGCUGAUAUUGUCAAGGCUAUCAAGCAGCGAGCAGGCCUUGAACGCAAGCCAGACAGCGCAGGCAGGGAGCCUGUCAGUGAUCACAGCGGUGACAGCACACGGCAAAUACCCACGAUAGGUACGCCUGUACGCCUGAUCCUUUGGCACGAGCCGCAGAAGCAGUCCGCAGAAGGUUUCCACAGGAAGCGCUAG